AAAUAUUCCUGGUGGUUGACAACUGUCUUUAUCAUGCUUUAUUGACAGCUGUCAAUCUCACAUCGUCAUUUGAGAUGUACCAUAUUGCAUGGCAACACUUUGGGUUGGCAAGUAAGCACCCAAAAAUAGGCCCCACUACCGAGGUGUCGGCAAAAAAAACUUGUCACGAAAAAAGGUUCGGUUGACAGCUGCCAAUUGCAAUUCCACCCCUCUAGUAACCUCUCUCUUUUCUGUCUCUUCUUCUGUAUUCGUGCGUAUUCCUCUUCAGUCAUGUCUCGUCUCCCCACCCUAAAGUGUUGCUACCAGCCAAAACAUUGAGUUGCCCACCGCUCAACCCCCAGAACCCCCCUAAAGCCUCCCAAACCGUUAGUGCCAUGAACCCUGUAGACAUGCCAGAGCCCAAGGACAAUUUUUCCAACUUUCUUACCGCUAUGCUGCACAGCCAAAUGAGGGUAUUGGACAACACAUACCUCGAACUACAAAAGACCUACCACAAGGUCCAGAAGCUCAUGAAAGAACAUAAGGCUAGAGAACUAGAGUUGAUUAAGAGGGAAGAAGAGACUUUGAGACAGAUGGAAGAAAAGGACAGACAACACAAGAGAGAAGUUAACAUGCUCAAGCAACAGUAUGAAAUAUUGCAGACACAGAAGAAGCUGACGGACUCAAAAGUGCAGGUAGAAAACUUGGAAGGCCAGCUGAAGGAAACUAAGGAACAGUACACUGGUCUGGAGAAGAAAUACCACAAGGCCAAGAAGCUCAUAAAAGAAUACCAUGCAAGCUGUCGAUCUCACAUCGUCAUUUGA
Molecule: messenger RNA, 803 nt
Organism: Branchiostoma belcheri (Belcher's lancelet)
Lineage: Eukaryota; Metazoa; Chordata; Leptocardii; Amphioxiformes; Branchiostomatidae
Product: neurabin-2-like
Exons: 6
Coding region: 375-803 (142 amino acids)
Biological process (GO): neuron projection development; calcium-mediated signaling; actin filament organization
Cellular component (GO): dendrite; actin cytoskeleton; postsynaptic density
Molecular function (GO): actin filament binding
Source: RefSeq, a predicted model, not a curated record